Molecule: messenger RNA, 858 nt
Organism: Papaver somniferum (opium poppy)
Lineage: Eukaryota; Viridiplantae; Streptophyta; Magnoliopsida; Ranunculales; Papaveraceae
Product: monothiol glutaredoxin-S10-like
Exons: 1
Coding region: 166-474 (102 amino acids)
Source: RefSeq, a predicted model, not a curated record
CACUUGAGUCAUCAAACACACAGCUCACAAUCACAAGUACCCUAACAACUUCAUCAUCUCCUAUUUCCAUCACAUUUCUCUCUUUCAAGUUAUAUCUCAAUAUCCUCAAGCUUUUCGAUCAUCACGUCCAUAUCAGAUCAGUAACUAGGUACAUUUCGAAUUGCAAUGGACAAGGUAAUGAAAUUGGCGUCACAAAAGGCAGUGGUUAUAUUUAGUAAGAGUACAUGUUGCAUGUCUCAUGCUAUCAAGAGUCUUUUCUAUGAUCUUGGUGUGAGUCCAGCCAUUUAUGAAUUAGAUGAAGAAUCAAGAGGGAGAGAAAUGGAGAAAGCACUCCAAAGACUUGGAUGUAACCCUACUGUACCAGCUGUGUUUAUUGGAGGGAAACUAGUGAGCUCAACCAACACUAUCAUGUCCCUGCAUCUCAGUGGCGCUUUAAUCCCUAUGCUCAAAGAAGCCGGAGCCAUUUGGCUCUGACUGAUUAUCAAAGCAAAUUUUCCUGCUCUUAUACCAAGUUGACGGGGAAGAUUGAUAACUUCAAACGUCAUGUGCCAUGGGCUUUUUAAUCAGUCUGUUUUGAUCUAAUUAAUCGAGUAGCUAGCAAGUGCGGGAAAAGAGUUAUAUGAACAAAGUCUAUAGAGCUUAACUAAUAGUAACUAUCAGUACGAAUUUUGGUUAUGCUUUGCUCGUAUACCUACGACGAGUAUAUGUAUUGUGUGUCUUCAAUGGAACAAUGUAUUUGGUUUUUAAGUAACUAAUGUUAAGGAUGACGCUACUUGUUAAAGUAGUUUUUGGAAGUACUAUUCCGACUUCCUGGAUCAUAAGCAUGUUAAGGAAUUUAUCGAUUUGAGUUUGUUGAUC